This is a messenger RNA of Penicillium macrosclerotiorum, 474 nucleotides long. RefSeq lists its product as uncharacterized. Lineage: Eukaryota; Fungi; Ascomycota; Eurotiomycetes; Eurotiales; Aspergillaceae. The coding region runs from base 1 to 474 and encodes 157 amino acids. The transcript has a single exon. The record is from RefSeq and is a predicted model, not a curated record.
AUGCAACAGGCUAAAUGUGGCAAAUUAAAGACCGAUCUUCCAGCCGAUAUCGCUGUUAUGCCCAACGGAACCCAGAUACACGCCCCUGGGAUCACUGAUGACGUACUCGAAUAUCGCCGACACAUUGAUAAGCAACUUGCGCACGGUUUCAAGAUCGACAAGAAGUACCUUCGUACCCAUGUUACCUUUGAGAAAUCAGGGAAGCCAAAGGAGAAACCAGAGGAGAAAUCAGAGAAGAAUCCAAAGAAAAAUCCAAAGAAGAAUCCUAAGGAGAAGUCCACAAAGACGUCAACAAAGAACCCCACACCUGAGGCAGAUACCAUCCCGGAAUGCCCUGUCUGGAUUAUCGAAAACUUGACCAAGGAAAAGGCAGCGGCGUUCCUUGUAGACCUAUUUCAGAGCGUGGGCAAAGUUAUCAAAGAGUCAAGGGACAUGGAUUUCCUUGAUAUGCCAGGAGCAUUCCCUCGUGGGUGA